Messenger RNA from Trichoderma atroviride IMI 206040, 978 nucleotides. RefSeq lists its product as uncharacterized. The record is from RefSeq and is a predicted model, not a curated record. NCBI's taxonomy places the organism in Eukaryota, Fungi, Ascomycota, Sordariomycetes, Hypocreales, Hypocreaceae.
CACAAAGGCUGGGUUCUUUUCUGCUUCUUCUCUCUUUUUUCUCAUCCUUCUUCUUUGCAUCAUACGAGGAAGAGCGCCAAUUCCUCGCAAGACAACCUACCACAAAGCUCGGAUGCUCCGCGAAACCAUUCAUCACCAAAGACCGCUUGUGCCACGUAUACGGAGUCUCUGAAACAGCCCACGAUCAACUCACAUCUUCCUACAUGCGCUUAUAGCAAGCAAACACUCGGCCAUUUCCCGAAAUCUCUACAAAGUCAUCAAAACCCGUCCAUCAUGGCUCUCAUAUCCUCCACCACAAUCAUCACCUCCAUCUCCCUCCUCCACCUCACCCUCGCCUACUUCUUCCUCAUGCAACCCAAAACGAUUGAGGACCAGGCAUUGGUCUUUGUUCUCGGUGAAAGCAUGAACAUGCCCGCCGUCCGUGGCUUCGAUGUCCCAAGCCCAGCUCUAGCCCUCGUAGCCGUCGUCCUUGGCUUCUCCGGAAUCAGCGACCUCGUCUCACUAUCAAUGCCCGAAGACUUCAGCGCUCUAUACUACUGGGGCACCCAGGCUCCUCUCCGCUUCUUCCUCUCCAUGCUCCUCGUCUUCUACUCCUACACUUUCAACCCUACCUCGCCGCUAUUCUCGUCCUCGUCCUCUUCAUCGACAAGACGCCCAGGUGCCUCCCACAAGGGCUCCGGAUCGGGCACCGACCACCUGCACAACAGGCUGCUCUUUGCAUUCGCGUUUAUCGAAAUGAUGGCUUGGUUUUGGACCUGGAUUACCCUGCGGGAAGAGCGAUCGGGCAUUCUCGAAAAGAUGAGGAAGCAGCAUGAGAAGGAAGCGCACAGCCAUUAAAUCGGUUAACAGCGAAAUUUCCGAAUAUUUCUUCGAAUUAGUAUUCUCGCAUGGCAAAAGAAGCAUCAAACAUCAUAUCACACAGCAAAGUGUUGUUAAACAGCCAUUCGUGGAUAUAUCUGUGAUUAAAAAAAAAAUUUC